Pomacea canaliculata is the source of this 2195-nucleotide messenger RNA. RefSeq lists its product as uncharacterized. Lineage: Eukaryota; Metazoa; Mollusca; Gastropoda; Architaenioglossa; Ampullariidae. The coding region runs from base 373 to 1224 and encodes 283 amino acids. The transcript has 8 exons. The record is from RefSeq and is a predicted model, not a curated record.
GGAUGCCCAGAAAAUGGAAAAUCACAGGCUUGCAAUGGAGCAGCUACGGACAUACAUGACCACAAAGAAAUACUGGGAAGGUAUGAAUGCAUCUGACAAAAAGAGGGUACGCGAUCAGUCCAAACGUCACAAAAUAAAAAAUGGGGUCCUAAUUUACGUGUCUGUUAAUGGAGAAGAAAAGAAGUGAUCACUAGCCUCGGAAGGGUGGCUGACAUUAUAGAAAAAUAUCACAGCUCUCAAGCGGCAGGAGGACACAGUGGCAUAGAGGCAACAGUCAAAAAGAUCACCAGAUUGUACUACUGGGGAUCAGUGAAAAAUGACGUGAAAUAUUACAUUAAAAGGUGUCCUUUCUGCCAGACCCAGCGCUCAUCCAUGUCCCUUAACCCCAGAGAUGAUGAAGAGCUUCCACGUAAAAAGUCUAAACUGCAGCCAACAGAGGUUUCCAAAACAAAAAAAGGAUCUUCCAGCACUGUCUUAUCAGCAAGAUCCUCUGCAUCUAGCCAGUCGAAUGUACAACCAGUCAAACCAAAAGCAGGCCAUCGUGUUCCUGUUACACCAUCUGCUCAAGCCAAUGUCAGCCUUACAAGCACAAGAUUUGCUGUGGCCAGCAAGAAGACUGCAGGAGUGGGAAAUGAGUUGACAGCAUGGGGCUUCAGUGGUCGACUGAAGGACGUGGAAUGCAAGCUGAGCCAACAAGAAGCCAGAAUAAGCAACCUGCAGUCUCAGCUGGAGUCACAUAACCAGCAUGUUGCUCACCUUGAGCAGAAGAAGGAACAGUUGUCUGGAGAUGUUGCUCACCAUGAUAAGUUGUCACAGGUGGCUGACAAGGAGAAUGCAGAGCGACAAAGACAAUGGGACAUCCAGGAGGAGAUGGAUUCACUGUGCAGUAAACAUCAGGAAGAAAUCGAGGCUUUGACAUUCAGUAAAUUAUAUCUUGAGCGACAGUAUGCAACCCUUGAGGAAGAACUGAAAGCAGCUAGGACAGAGGUGUCAACACUCAACUCAUCUGUAGCACGUCUUACCUCUUCACGGGCAUCGGUCGAUGCUGAGUUGGCAGCUACCAAGUUAUCCCUUGAGCAAGCAUUUGGAAAAAUUCAAGCCGAUAAAGAGGUGAUUCAACAGCUGAGGUUGGAACUAGCUGGACGGGAUGCCAUCAUUGAUGAGAACAACCGAAAAAUCAGAGAGCAUGAGAUGCAAACUAUACAACACUAUUCAGGAACUUAAGAAGCAUCUAGGUGAACCAGUGAAACAUAGGCAUAGCACAAAAGAGGAGCAAAUGAUAAUUGCAUCUCCUGCCAAUCAGGAAAUGGUUGCAUCGCAGGCCAACAAAAUGAAGACAUUUGUUCAUAAUAAUUUCAGACAAGCAUAAAAGGGUGAGGGGAGGAAUUUGUGUUUUAUGCCGAGCCAGCAACAAAGGCUAUAUCACGGCAAGGCAGCUAGCUGUGUAAAUAGAUGCCACAUGCAGAGAAAGAACAGCGUGGCUGAGAGGAGAGCUGAACCCAGGAAAGCCAACUCGCACUGUAUUGGUGACAGGCGGUAACCGUUGCGUCCUUACAAGCAUGAGAGUGCAAAAGAAUAGAAAGGUGUAUAUUUUAAAUAUUAUGGACAUGGACUCUGACACUGAACUCCUUCAGCAUGCACUUGUAGUUUUUGAUGCCAUCCAUACAGCAGCCAGUGGUAAAGGGCACAGACUAUCUUGCUUUGAGGCUAAGAAAUAGAACAGAAACUGUAUUCUGUAGUACAAGUUUAGGGACUAAAAAGUGUAAUAGUGAGAUGGCAAUAAUCCUUUGUAAUAUAUCACUAGUAAUAAAUAUUACACAGUUAUAUGCCUAGAAUCAUUCCUUUCCAUUUCUUAUACUUUCAAUCAAUGCCAAAAUUUUUCAAAGUGAGUGUACUCUCAUAGCACUGCAUGACAGCCAGAAGACUGGCUGACUCCACACAUGGACGGCGGAUAUUAUGAUUGAUGUAAAUAUGGUCAUUGAACUUUGCAUAUAUGAAACAUGGAAAAUUAUUCUUGCCUGGCACAGAGUACUAACCGGAGUCAUAUUUGUUCGACUCCUGCAUGAAACCAAUGUUAUGUUGUUAUUCUUUUGCAGCAUGGACACUGCAUUAUUUGUAGUUUGUAAACAAGUGCCUUCACACAGUUAAAAGUGUAAUAGGUACAGUUGUGAAAUAAACUGACAUGGAUCAAAGUA